Messenger RNA from Malassezia sympodialis ATCC 42132, 609 nucleotides. RefSeq lists its product as uncharacterized. Lineage: Eukaryota; Fungi; Basidiomycota; Malasseziomycetes; Malasseziales; Malasseziaceae. The record is from RefSeq and is a predicted model, not a curated record. The coding region runs from base 1 to 609 and encodes 202 amino acids. The transcript has a single exon.
AUGCCGCUCGCGACUCGCCACUGCAAGGGUGCUCCUCGUAACCACAGCAAGACAUACAAGGUCCCCCGCCGUCCCUUCGGUGCUCCUCGUCUUGAUGCCGAGCUGAAGCUCGCCGGUGAGUACGGUCUUAAGAACAAGAGGGAGAUUUGGCGCAUUGCCCUGACCCUGUCGAAGAUUCGUCGUGCCGCCCGUGAGCUGCUGAAGCUCGACGAGAAGGACCCCAAGCGUCUCUUCGAGGGUAACGCUAUUAUCCGCCGUCUUAUUCGCAUUGGUGUGCUCGACGAGUCGCGCAUGAAGCUCGAUUACGUGCUGGCGCUCCAGAUCGAGGACUUCUUGGAGCGUCGCCUUCAGACCCAGGUGUACAAGAGCGGUCUUGCUCGCAGCAUUCAUCAUGCCCGUGUGCUUAUCAACCAGCGCCACAUCCGCGUUGGUAAGCAGAUCGUCACCUCGCCCUCGUUUAUUGUCCGUCUCGAGUCGCAGAAGCACAUUGAUUUUGCGUUGAACUCGCCCUACGCUGGUGGUCGCCCUGGUCGUGUUAAGCGCAAGCGCGCUGCUGCGCAGAGCGGCGGUGACGGCGAGGAGGCCGGCGAGGAGGAGGAGGAGGAGUAA